Neltuma alba is the source of this 1257-nucleotide messenger RNA. RefSeq lists its product as uncharacterized. The record is from RefSeq and is a predicted model, not a curated record. The coding region runs from base 133 to 936 and encodes 267 amino acids. Lineage: Eukaryota; Viridiplantae; Streptophyta; Magnoliopsida; Fabales; Fabaceae. The transcript has 10 exons.
CCCGAACCAGAGGAUGCGAUUUCAUCUCUGAGGAUUGAAUUAGAGCACCUCAAGGAGAAGGUUUCAAUUUUAGAGUCCACAAUUGAGAAGAACGAUAAUAAUUUGAAAAGUAAAGAUGAUGGCAUUAAACAGAUGGAGAAUAUCAUUGUGGAGAAAUCACAAAGUAUUGCAACCCUCCAGAAAAAGAUUGAAGCUCUCCAGUCCUUAGUAGCGGCUCGCUGGAAUUAUUCUUGGAGGCCAGCCUUGGACGCAUUGUCUCCAAAGAUGUUUCUGAAACUUUCACAAGUUCGAAGAAAUGGGGGGAUGUGUAUCAAAAUGUUGAAGACAGAGUGGAUACCAGUUAUAAAGGACCAAUGGUUUCCUUUAAUAUCUUCUCUCGGUUCUCAUUUUGAACCUUUAACUGCGAAAAUUAUUGAGGCAUAUCAUGUGAGCGAGAACCUGUUGCUAUCAAGUACGGCCAAGAUUCAAACAACAUUUUCUCCUUUCAUACAGGAGUUACCAAUUAUGAAGGAUCAAUGGCUGACUUUCAUAUAUUCUCUCUGUUCAUGUUUUGUAUCUUUAACUGCUAAAAUCACUGAGGUCUAUCGUGUGACCAAGAACUCUUUACUAUCACAUACAGUCAAGAUACAAACAUCAACUGCUCCCUUCAUACGGCCCAAUUCAGGAAAAUCAGUAUGGGCUUGCAGGAUGUUGGUCACAUCUAUAAUUUCAUACCAUAACCAGGUCCAACAAUGGCUGAAAACUAACAAAUUAACAAGAUCACUUGCUUCUAUAGAGCUUGCUUGGCUUGCUGCCACUGCUUUACUGUGCUUGCCUGUUGUGUGCCUGUGUAGAUUUUAUUCAGCUAUUUUCAGGAAAAGAGGAAGGAAGCUUGGCCGCACUUCUCAUCCGAAUAACAUUCGCCGCAAAUUAAAAAGAACUCUUAGUAUUGAUUAGAGGAAGGCCACGAGAUAGCUGAAGUCCUUCUGGUUAAUCAGUCCAAACGUUCCUAGUUAUGCUUCUGGAAACUGUGAGCUCAUUUCAAAGCUGUGAUCAAAUUUUUUGGCCUUGAAAAGAAGCUAUAGCCCCUUUUGUAUUGGCUGUGAAGAUAAAGUUGAUCCUCUUGGCUCUAACAUGCGUACAAAAUUUCUGUUUUGAGGAAACAAAGGAGAAACUGAGUUUCAUGUGGGUACUAGCACAAAAAUAGGUUCCAGUUGUCUUUUGAAUUUCUACUAUAAAUUCUUCUUCGGCAUUCUGCAUCAAGUUUGGUCUUCUAAA